Chanos chanos (milkfish) is the source of this 853-nucleotide messenger RNA. RefSeq names its product proteasome subunit beta type-6-like. Gene Ontology annotation, molecular function: threonine-type endopeptidase activity. The coding region runs from base 1 to 696 and encodes 231 amino acids. NCBI's taxonomy places the organism in Eukaryota, Metazoa, Chordata, Actinopteri, Gonorynchiformes, Chanidae. The transcript is spliced from 6 exons. The record is from RefSeq and is a predicted model, not a curated record. Gene Ontology annotation, cellular component: cytoplasm; proteasome core complex.
AUGGCGGCUUACAUGACCGCAAACCGUCCCGAAUAUUUAUCUUAUAACAAUGAUCUGGUACCAGACUGGGAAAGUCAGGAAGUCAGCACGGGGACCACGAUCAUGGCAGUGGAGUUUGACGGAGGCGUGGUAAUUGGAGCUGACUCCCGAACAACAACAGGGGCGUAUAUAGCUAACCGGGUGACAGACAAGCUAACUCCAAUUCAUGACAGCAUCUUCUGCUGUCGCUCCGGCUCGGCGGCGGACACUCAGGCCAUAGCGGAUGCUGUUACGUACCAGCUGGGCUUCCACAGUAUUGAGCUGGAUGAGCCCCCAUUGGUUCUGACGGCCGCCAAUCUGUUUAAGCAGCUGUGCUAUAGGUACAGAGAGGAGCUGAUGGCUGGGAUCUUAAUAGCAGGGUGGGACAAAAGGAGGGGCGGACAGGUGUACACUGUGCCCAUGGGAGGGAUGUUGGUGAGACAGCCAGUGUCUGUUGGGGGGUCAGGCAGCUCCUAUAUCUAUGGCUUUAUGGACUCUAACUACAAGCCAGGCAUGACCAAAGACGAGUGUCUGCGCUUCGUCACUAAGGCUUUGACGCUGGCGAUGGAACGUGACGGGUCAUCAGGGGGCGUGGCCAGACUGGCCGCCAUUACAGAGGCGGGUCUUGAGAGGAGUGUGGUUCUGGGAAAUAAGCUGCCCAAAUUUUCCAGUGCUUAGACUGGAAUGGACAGCGUCCCAUCAGGGCGUCUGGACUGGAUGACAGACCCGCUCUGUUAGCCAAGCCGCUCUGUCUGUUACUCAUCGUUAAUGCCGUCAGGCAGACACCUGUCGUAUGUAACAGUUACUCUUCAGGUUUUUUUGGAAAGUAUUUUAA